AUGACCCCACCUAAAGAAGCUUUAGAAUUUCUUGAUUUCGUGAAUGCCUCACCAUCGCCCUUCCAUGCCACCCAUGAAGCCGUUAAGCUUCUUAAACAGGCUGGCUUCAAAGAAUUGAAGGAACGAGACAACUGGAACGAAGGCAAAAUUAAGAACGGUGGCAAAUACUACUUUACACGCAACGGCAGCUCCGUUGUAGCCUUUGCUGUUGGCGAAAAGUACAAGUCUGGUAAUGGCUUCUCCAUUAUCGGUGCUCAUACCGAUUCACCCUGCCUAAAGGUUAAGCCUGUGUCAAAGAAGGAGAAAGCUGGCUACCUUGAAGUCGGUGUUCAACUGUACGGUGGUGGUAUCUGGCACACUUGGUUCGAUAGAGAUCUCAGUGUUGCUGGACGUGUUUUGAUUGCUCAUGAGGACGGCACUUUCAAGCAUACUUUGGUCAAGGUUGAUAGACCCAUCCUUCGCAUUCCUACAUUGGCCAUUCAUCUUGACCGUGGCGCUGCUACUGAGUUCAAAUUCAAUUCUGAAGCUCAAUUGACUCCUAUUUUGGCCACUGCUACCAAGUCUGCAUUGAAUGGUACCGAUAAGCCUUCUGACGAAAACGCUGAGUCAGAGAAGAACCACCACCCUGUACUUAUCAAGGUUUUGGCCGGAGAGCUUAACGUGAAACCUGCGCAGAUUCGCGACUUUGAAUUGGCUUUAUACGACACUCAGCCUUCCGCUAUUGGAGGAGCCUUCAACGAAUUCAUCUAUUCUCCAAGAUUGGACAAUCUUGAGAUGUCCUUCUGCUCUAUUAAGGCUCUUGUCAAUACUGCCGAUCAGCUUGCAGAUGAACCCAACAUUCGCCUUGUUACUCUGUUUGAUAAUGAGGAAAUAGGAAGUACAACAGCACAUGGUGCCAAUUCCAACCUGUUGCCAUCCACCCUCAAGAGACUCACUGCUAUGAAGAUCGGAUCUGACAAUGUUUCUGCUACGGCAUUCGAGGAAUCCCUGCACAAGAGUUAUUUGAUCAGUGCUGAUAUGGCACACGCCAUUCAUCCCAAUUAUUCCGAAAAGCAUGAAGACAACCAUCAGGUCGCGAUGCACAAGGGUACUGUCAUCAAGAUCAAUGCUAACCAGCGAUACGCUACUACAGCUGUGACCACUGUGGUUUUGAAGGAACUUGCCAAAACACACAAUAUCCCCGUUCAAGAAUUUGUUGUCCGCAACGACUCUCCUUGCGGUUCUACCAUUGGACCAAUGCUCAGUGCUAAAUUGGGUCUUCGCACAGUUGAUGUUGGUAAUCCACAAUUGAGCAUGCACUCUAUCCGUGAAGUUGGCGGCACUGAAGAUAUCCCCAAUGCUAUUAAGCUCUUCGAUGCUUUCUUCCUCAAGUUUGCUGAGCUUGAUGCAAAAAUUACUGUUGAUUAG
Messenger RNA from Umbelopsis ramanniana AG, 1407 nucleotides. RefSeq lists its product as uncharacterized. Gene Ontology annotation, cellular component: fungal-type vacuole. The transcript has 14 exons. The record is from RefSeq and is a predicted model, not a curated record. Gene Ontology annotation, biological process: proteolysis. Gene Ontology annotation, molecular function: aminopeptidase activity; zinc ion binding. Lineage: Eukaryota; Fungi; Mucoromycota; Umbelopsidomycetes; Umbelopsidales; Umbelopsidaceae. Bases 1 to 1407 code for a protein of 468 amino acids.